This is a messenger RNA of Schistocerca nitens (vagrant locust), 1709 nucleotides long. Its product is annotated as DNA-binding protein Ets97D-like. The record is from RefSeq and is a predicted model, not a curated record. NCBI's taxonomy places the organism in Eukaryota, Metazoa, Arthropoda, Insecta, Orthoptera, Acrididae. Gene Ontology annotation, cellular component: nucleus. The transcript has 11 exons. Gene Ontology annotation, biological process: cell differentiation; regulation of transcription by RNA polymerase II. The coding region runs from base 147 to 1637 and encodes 496 amino acids. Gene Ontology annotation, molecular function: sequence-specific DNA binding; DNA-binding transcription factor activity, RNA polymerase II-specific.
UAAUGUUGCUGCUCCUGGAGUUCGUUAGUAUUUUGUUUCACUUUCGUGUUGUGUGUUUGUUGUGUUUAUAGUUUUGUGUUGCUUCAUUAGGAAAGCGACGACUUGUCAAUAUACUUUUUGAGUUUAGUUACCUUUAAUUAAGAAAGAUGCAAGAGCAAGAUCAAGCUGUGUACAUUCUCAAAUUGAAUAAAGCUUCUACGAACACGUAUUCAUUUGAUUCACAAAACAGGAAGCGGUUGCAAGAAAACUGUGAGCCACAGGUAACACACAUGCUGUGCAAACGUAUCAAGUUGGAACAGGGAGAGGGAGAAUCCUCAAAUUAUGAAGAUAAUGAACCAAUGGAGUGUUUGGUUGCGGAACUACCUGAUGUUUGUACAGAAACUGCAGCUGAGGAAUUAGUUGGAGUGGAGGAAGAAGUAGUUCUAGAACAAGAAGAAGAGAUUGUUCCUGAAGUUGGAAUCUCUGAAGGGCAGAUUGAUAUAGAUGAUGAUGACAUCCUCGUGCAACAUAUGGAUAUACGAGAACCCUUGUCCAAGCUUCGUUCCCUACUGGAACAAAGGCUAAAUACUUCACUCACAGAAUAUAGCUUCUGGCUGCAAGAUGCCCAAACGCUCGAGAGUCACAAGAACUUGGUUGAUCAAUGUGUACAGGGUGAAGGACUAGUCCAAAUUAAUGUGCAAAUAAAAAUUGAUGGAGACAUUAGGAAAAUAAACAUUGUUGAUGUGCUGAAACCAGCUGAGGAUAUCGAGCUGGGUGACGAAAUUCAGGAAGAUGAAGAGGAAGAAGAACAGCAACAGCAGAAACCUCAAAACGUUAUUCGAUGGGUAGUUGAUAGCAAUUAUAAACGGGAACAAGAAAAACUGAAAAUACCCACAGAUCCAGCAGAAUGGUCAGUGACACAUGUGCGACACUGGCUUACUUGGGCAGUGCGUACAUUCAACCUGGCAGGUCUGCGGCUUAUGGACUGGGCCAUUACAGGAAAGCAGCUCCUGGCCCUCACACCCACUGAGUUCCACCGUAAAGUGCCCUCCGACCCAGGAGGUAUAUUUUGGACCCAUCUUGAGCUUCUGCGAAAGACAAAAAUGGUUGUGGUCAUGCAGAAAUCUCAGUCAGAUCCCUCAUCGCCCUCUGUCACACCACCUCCAGUUAUUGCCCGAGGCAGACCAACUCGCAUUCAGCAGAGACUUGGAAAAUUGCCACGUGUUGUCGGUCUCCCACUUAGUGUUGUUGAAGCCAGUGGAACACUCAUAGGAUGUGGGAAUCGUACAGGCAAUAAUGGCCAGAUACAACUCUGGCAAUUCCUUCUGGAACUUCUGACUGACAAGGAGCAUGUUGAAGUGAUCCAGUGGGAAGGGACAGAGGGUGAAUUUAAACUUACUAAUCCAGAAAUGGUUGCCCAGCUGUGGGGAGAGCGAAAGAACAAGCCAACAAUGAACUACGAGAAACUUUCUCGUGCCCUCCGUUAUUAUUAUGAUGGUGAUAUGAUUGCCAAAGUGCAUGGGAAACGUUUUGUGUACAAGUUUGUAUGUGACCUGAAGAAAUUACUUGGUUAUAGUGCCCGUGAACUGCAUAAAUUGGUCACAGAGUGUGCAAAUGCUCAUGCUCAGGCUCGUUUAGAGUCUAAUUUUUCAAGCUGAGCUGUAAAUAAAAAUGCCAUACUGUAAAAAGUAUAAAUAUGCAUAAAAAUGUUAAAUUUUUAUGUUCCAUGA